ACCAUGACAUGUUUUAGACGAAACAAAGAAACACUUCAUAAUAUUAUAUCAAAAGAAAUUAGAACAACUUUCGUAUUUCCUUUUAAAUACUGAGGUUUCGCAUGUCUAUAAUAAACCAUCGCUCUGCUCAACCGUGAAUGGAGAAACUGGCAAAAGGAGGAGGGGUUUAGGAUUUGGAGGGCCAAGCAGUGAUUGGUUUUCAAUUGUCAUCGACUCUAACCAAUAGAAGAGGAGCACGCUCUCUUAAAAGCUGACUGUCGGGUUUCAGCACUAUUAUUUCUGUAUCAGUUUGUACAACCGGUUAGUUUACAAAUAUUAACAUGAGUGGACGAGGUAAAACCGGUGGUAAGGCCAGAGCAAAGGCUAAGACUCGCUCCUCUAGAGCAGGACUUCAGUUCCCGGUCGGUCGUGUUCACAGACUUCUCCGCAAAGGAAACUACGCCGAGCGCGUCGGUGCCGGUGCUCCGGUUUAUCUGGCCGCUGUGCUCGAGUACCUGACCGCUGAGAUCCUGGAGUUGGCCGGAAACGCCGCUCGGGACAACAAGAAGACCCGUAUCAUCCCCCGUCACCUGCAGCUGGCGGUGCGUAACGACGAGGAGCUGAACAAACUCCUGGGCGGAGUGACCAUCGCUCAGGGCGGCGUGCUGCCCAACAUCCAGGCCGUGCUGCUGCCCAAGAAGACCGAGAAACCCGCCAAGACCAAAUAAGCGGAGUCACGACUCUUUUGUAAUCCAAAGGCUCUUUUAAGAGCCACCCACUUUGUCUUUAAAAGGCAGGUUUUACACGGUGAAAUAAUUUUGUAAUAUGUAAUGCUUAUUGUGUUGUGUAUU
Molecule: messenger RNA, 830 nt
Organism: Puntigrus tetrazona (Sumatra barb)
Lineage: Eukaryota; Metazoa; Chordata; Actinopteri; Cypriniformes; Cyprinidae
Product: histone H2A
Exons: 1
Coding region: 321-707 (128 amino acids)
Cellular component (GO): nucleosome
Molecular function (GO): structural constituent of chromatin; protein heterodimerization activity; DNA binding
Source: RefSeq, a predicted model, not a curated record